Peromyscus eremicus (cactus mouse) is the source of this 4205-nucleotide messenger RNA. RefSeq names its product protein tyrosine phosphatase non-receptor type 1 (gene Ptpn1). The coding region runs from base 131 to 1429 and encodes 432 amino acids. Gene Ontology annotation, molecular function: protein tyrosine phosphatase activity. The record is from RefSeq and is a predicted model, not a curated record. Gene Ontology annotation, biological process: protein dephosphorylation. The transcript is spliced from 9 exons. NCBI's taxonomy places the organism in Eukaryota, Metazoa, Chordata, Mammalia, Rodentia, Cricetidae.
CAUGCAGAAGCCGCGGCGGCUCGAGAGGCUGGGGCUGCGGUGGCGGCGGGCGGCGGGCCUCGGAACGCGGAGCGACACGGCCUAGCGCGGCGGACGGCCGAGGGGACGCGGGCAGCCGGCCCGUCCCGCCAUGGAGAUGGAGAAGGAGUUCGAACAGAUCGACAAGGCCGGGAGCUGGGCGGCCAUUUACCAGGAUAUUCGACAUGAAGCCAGUGACUUCCCAUGCAGAGUGGCGAAACUUCCUAAGAACAAAAACCGGAACAGGUACCGGGAUGUCAGCCCCUUUGACCACAGUCGCAUUAAAUUGCACCAGGAAGAUAAUGACUACAUCAAUGCCAGUUUGAUAAAAAUGGAGGAAGCCCAGAGGAGUUAUAUUCUCACCCAGGGCCCUUUGCCAAACACAUGUGGGCACUUCUGGGAGAUGGUGUGGGAGCAGAAGAGCAGGGGUGUGGUCAUGCUCAACCGUAUCAUGGAAAAAGGCUCGUUAAAAUGUGCCCAGUAUUGGCCACAGAAAGAAGAAAAAGAGAUGGUCUUUGAUGAUACAAAUUUGAAAUUGACACUGAUUUCUGAAGAUGUCAAGUCAUAUUACACGGUGCGACAGUUGGAGUUGGAAAACCUAGCCACCCAGGAGGCUCGGGAGAUCCUACAUUUCCACUAUACCACGUGGCCAGACUUUGGAGUCCCCGAGUCGCCUGCCUCCUUCCUCAAUUUCCUUUUCAAAGUCCGAGAGUCAGGCUCACUCAGCCCGGAGCACGGCCCCAUCGUGGUGCACUGCAGCGCCGGCAUCGGCAGGUCGGGGACCUUCUGUCUGGCUGACACCUGCCUCUUGCUGAUGGACAAGAGGAAAGACCCCUCUUCUGUGGAUAUCAAAAAAGUGCUUCUGGAGAUGCGCAGGUUCCGCAUGGGGCUCAUCCAGACAGCCGACCAGCUGCGCUUCUCCUAUCUGGCUGUGAUCGAAGGUGCAAAGUUUAUCAUGGGCGACUCCUCAGUACAGGAUCAGUGGAAGGAGCUCUCCCAUGAGGACCUGGAACCCCCACCCGAGCAUGUCCCCCCACCUCCCCGACCACCCAAACGUAUCCUGGAGCCUCACAAUGGGAAGUGCAAGGAACUCUUCUCCAACCACCAGUGGGUGAGCGAGGAGACCUGUGAGAAUGAAGACAGCCUGGCCAGAGAGGAAGGCAGAGACCCCUUAAGUGCCAUGCAGAGCAUGAGCAGCACGAGUCAAGACACUGAAGUUAGAAAACGGAUGGUGGGUGGAGGUCUCCAAGGUGCCCAGGCGUCUGUUCCCACCAAGGAAGAGCUGUUCCCAACGAAGGAGGAACAGAAGGCACACUCUCCGACUCACUGGAAGCCCUUCCUGGUCAACGUGUGCAUGGCCACGGUCCUGGCGACUGGCGCAUACCUCUGCUACCGGGUGUGUUUUCACUGACGGACUGCUGUGAGGCGUGAGUGUGGUGGGCACUGCCGCUGCCCAGCUUCGUUCGGAGUCGGUCCGCAGCGUCGGACCCGCUGUUAGGGGAGCAGCUCGCAAGCCUGCGGUGGAACUGGAAGGGCCAGCCCCAGGAGGGGCGUCAGUGCACUGGGCUUCGAAGGAGCCCCAUGGUCCCAAAAACAGCCUAAUCUCAGGGCCUUAAGCUGUUGAGGAGAAGUAAAGGAAAUGCCUAAUACUCUCACUCACUCACUCACUCUCACCUCACUCCUCCCCCCUUCUUUCUCUGUUCGUUUUUUUUGGAAAAAAAAGAAUUACAACACAUUGUUGUUUUUAACAUUUAUAAAGCAGGUUUUUGUUAUUUCUGGAAGAAAAAAAGAAAGACGCUAGGCACUCGUGAGAUUCUCUUGUGCCCUUUGGCAUACGAUCAGAUUCCUAACAUAUUGGUUUCCCAGGGGAAGGAUCCCAAAUGGUCAGGAAUGUAGCGCUCCUGCUGGCUUGGGCGGCCCCCACUGUUACCCUGAGCUGGCAGGUGCCCUGGAGCCGCCCCACUGUGAGGGGAGCAGCAGCACCGGCUGGUUCUGAAGAGCAAGCCCGGCUCUGCUUCGCUCAGGUGUCCCUGCUGCAUUUCCAGACUCGUCUGCACCCUCCCUCCUGUGACAGCCAUCUUGCUGGUGUCCCAGCCCUCGCCAUCCCGUCCCUGUAAAAGGGUUUCCCUGGGAUCCCUGCCUCAGGGUCGAGUUCACUGUAGGUGGCUGCCCGCGCUCGCUCAUCCUGCGGUUUCCAUUUCAUUUGGAAGGUAAGCACCACUGUGGUAGAACCCACACUGCUGAGGUACAAGCAUGACUGAUAGAAGGAAGGAGCCUUGGUGUCAUGGAAGUUACUUCGCAGGACUGUUUCCAACCUCUGAAACAUUCAGUCCCCUCCUGGAAGGCAUCAGAUGAUUUUUGCAAACUGCAAAGACUUUUUCCUGAGUGGUGAUUUUCAGUCAGGACUCCUGAAACACCACUGAACUCUUGCCGUGGCUGAGGCUGUGGGGAGGCACAUGCUUUCUUUCCUAAGGCUGCUCUCUAGCAGCCCAGCUUGCUCUCCAGCCUCUCACCCGCAGGCCACAGUGGCCGUGGUGGGAAAGCACUGGCCUGCAGAGCAAGCGCAAAGGAUGCUUGUUCACACAGAGCCACCGUCUCCUUCAGUUGGGCAUCUCUUCUUCUCUUCAUCCUUCCACUUCCUUCCCUGGAGUACCGAGCCCACAACCAUCGUGAGGAAUGCAAGGGGGUGGCAGAGGCACCUCAUGGGAGCACGAGGCCCCACACCCUCCCUAGAAAGUGCUCCACUCUAUUUAUUCACCUUUCCCAAAGGCGUCCGUCCGUCCCCACUGCAUGAGCACGUUCUUCACCUGGUAAUGUAAGGUGUCAGCCUGGCACCCAGGGCUCUAUCAAUCAGUAUCAGAUCAGUCCUGCAGUCGAGCCAGAAUUACGAGACUGACAGGAGCCACGUGCAGCCAGGGCUGGGGCCAGGAGCAGGCGCUGGAGGGUGGUGGGAGCAGUCUUCAGGAACAUGGGACAGUGCUUGUGUGUAAAGGCCCUGUGGCUACUGAUGUGAUGUUCAAGAACGCGGCCUGGGCUUUCUCCCCAUGGCCUUGUCCAUCCCGUUCCCAGCCUCCGCUUUCCCUGUUAGCUAGAAAACACGAAGUCUCCUGCCCUGGUGGUGCCAUGCGCUUGACAUGGGGAACUUAGAUGCCCACUCACUGACAGCCCAUGUCCAGCCACCUCUGCAUACUCUGACCAGAUGUGGCUGUUGCUGAGCAGCGGCCACUCUGUGUGGGAGCAGUGCUGUCUAGUGCAGAUACUGCCUCACUUCUGGCAGGAUACUUUAGGCUCCCUGGCCUGCCCCGCCAAGCCCCACCACACCUCAGACAUUCCACGGUCACAUCUCAUUCCCUGGACACUUAGGCAAGCAGGGCCUUCCACCUCUGGAGUCUGCCCCUCCAUUCCAAGUUCACGCUCUUCUGGAGCAGGCCAGGAUUGGAAGCAAGGCAGCUUGUGGGAAGCACCCUCCUGGGCAGCCCCGGGUAACAGUCCUUGGAAUCAGCCCGCUGUCAUCACUGGCCUGUCACCUUGCCCAGAGGUGUGCCACUCUUGAGCCUGGUAGACACUGAUGAUGGUGCUCAUGACUCUUCCUGUGAGAGGAACUUAAGACCUCCACAUUGGGUGGCUUUUUUAAAACAGGAAGCGAAGGCAGCUGGAACUCCAAACUGCCUCCUGCCAGCAUUUCACAUUUUGCCUUUCACCCAGAGAAGCCAGCACAGAGCCACUGGUGGGAAUGGUGGUGGCCUUGCCCACAGAGCCUGGAGAGGUGGCGCAGCCGGUCCGGGCUGGGAGCAGUCAGCAGUGGGCUGUGUCUGUGGUGGGGUGUGUACAGUAGCCUUCUAGUGGAUGUCCUGGAGAACAGGCGCUCUCCACCCAUUGCCUGUGUUGGAGGUAGCAGGCUGCUGUAGCCUUAAGCCAAUAUUUACUCAGCAGGUCGUUCUUGUUUUGUUUUGUUUUGUUUUUUAAUGGCCAUGGAAUAAAGCAUUUUUACAAAAAUAAAAACCAACAACAAAAAGCGCGUUCCGGUAUAGUACCUUUGCAGGUGGGUGGGGGUGGUGCGUGCCCCGGUGGGGGUGUCUCAGGGUCUUCUGUGACCUCACAGAACUGUCGGACUGCACCCUUUCCAACUUGCCGUGUCACCAAUGGGUCUGCAUUUUAGUUGCAACAAUAAAUGUUUUUAAAGAACA